This is a messenger RNA of Xenopus laevis (African clawed frog), 1871 nucleotides long. RefSeq names its product solute carrier family 30 (zinc transporter), member 8 S homeolog (gene slc30a8.S). Gene Ontology annotation, molecular function: monoatomic cation transmembrane transporter activity; zinc ion transmembrane transporter activity. Gene Ontology annotation, biological process: response to glucose; insulin secretion; zinc ion transmembrane transport. The coding region runs from base 215 to 1342 and encodes 375 amino acids. The record is from RefSeq and is a predicted model, not a curated record. Gene Ontology annotation, cellular component: membrane; plasma membrane; transport vesicle membrane. NCBI's taxonomy places the organism in Eukaryota, Metazoa, Chordata, Amphibia, Anura, Pipidae. The transcript has 8 exons.
GAGAAGCACCUGACCUCUGAGGAAGCAAUGAACAGAGACAGAGCUUUCCCUUGUAGGCUCUUGCUGGGAGUUGAUUGAGCUCACAUGCUUGGGAGUCAACAAGAACUGAUGAACUUCUGUUUAAAUAUGAUUGGUGUUUCUUUCUUGGUCAAAAAGUAUUCUUCUUUGUAAUACCCUGACCUCCUAAGGGGACUCUAUUUUUUUUAAAAUCAUCAUGAAGGGACCAGAAAAAGCAUACCUGGUGAGCGAUAAAGCAACCAAGAUGUACUCCUUAACUUUGGACAGCAGUGAAAAGAAUAACUUCAGCAAACCUCCACUUCAGGACCAUGAAAACCCACGUAUCAAAUAUCACUGCCACAAUAACAACACCAAGGCCUAUGAUGCCAGGCAAAAAGAACAAGCGUUGGCCAAAAAGAAACUGUGUAUUGCAUCACUUAUAUGCUUCAUAUUUAUAUCUGCAGAGAUUGUAGGUGGGUACAUUGCAGGAAGCCUUGCUGUUGUAACAGAUGCAGCCCAUCUCUUAGUAGAUUUGUCUAGUUUCUUUAUCAGUCUUUGUUCCCUCUGGCUUUCAUCAAAGACUUCAACAAUGCGGCUAACAUUUGGAUGGUAUCGAGCAGAAAUUCUAGGUGCACUUCUGUCCAUAAUAACAAUAUGGCUGGUGACAGGAGUACUAGUCUAUUUGGCCAUCGAGCGAAUAAUCCGGCCUGAUUACACCAUUGAUGGAACCAUAAUGCUGAUAACCUCUGCCUGUGCCUUGGGUGCCAAUUUAAUCUUGACUUUGAUUUUGCACCAACCAGGACAUGGACACAGUCAUGCAGGAGGCAAACAUGAGCAUAUGGCGUCCGACUACAAGCUCCAAACCAAUGCGAGUAUUCGUGCAGCCUUUGUACACGUCAUAGGGGAUCUGUUUCAGAGCAUUAGUGUUCUCAUUAGUGCACUGAUUAUUUACUUUAAGCCAGAGUACAAGAUUGCUGAUCCAAUCUGCACCUUUAUAUUCUCCGUUUGUGUCUUGAUCACAACUAUGACAGUGCUGAGGGAUCUCUUGACUGUCCUAAUGGAAGGUACUCCACGGGGGAUUCAUUACUGUGAUGUGAAACAGUCCAUUCUGGCUGUAGAUGGGGUUAAAUCAGUGCACAGUCUUCAUCUAUGGGCUUUAACAAUGAAUCAAGUCAUCCUUUCAGCUCACAUUGCCACAGACAUUGUUUGUGAAUCAAAGAGAAUUUUGAAGGACGUCACACAAAAUGUAUUUGCCAUCUUCCCUUUUCACUCAGUCACCAUUCAAGUGGAACCAGUAGAUGAGCAGAGUCCAGAGUGUAUGUUCUGCUAUGAGCCAACACAGUGAUCAAGGUCAUCGCCAUACCUUUGACUUCGUCACAGCCAACCAAUGACUCUUUUUCCUAAAAGGAAUUUCACAAGGUGAAAAAUACAAGAUUCUGAUGUAUAGUUUACAACUGCGCCUAUUGAUGAACCUUGGAGCUACGGCCACCCUGGACCUGAAGGUAUAGCUCCAAGGUUCCCAAGCAUCAAUAGGCGCAUCAGGCUUCGACCCAGUAAAUCAGAUGUAUACGCCAUUUUGAAAGUGUGCUCUGAAAGUGAGGUAACCCCCACUCUGAAAAUCCUAGACACUACUUGCACCCAAGUCACACAAGUGAAACUGUGUUAGUUUUGAUGCAUUUGUGCAAUUGUAGCAGAAGCAACUUGGAGAACAACAAUUAUCCUGGAAUCAUGGGAAAAGCUACAUUAUGGGUGAAAACAACAUGGGGAUUUUCAUCUGAAAUUGCGCUUUGCACACUGUACUUCUGUUCAUAAAUGACCCCUUAGCCCUACUGCAUUCAUUGUAAAGCACAAAUAAAGGCUGAUUGCGGCAGACA